Molecule: messenger RNA, 1422 nt
Organism: Meloidogyne enterolobii
Lineage: Eukaryota; Metazoa; Nematoda; Chromadorea; Rhabditida; Meloidogynidae
Source: the annotation of a GenBank genome assembly
AUGAAGGUGGAAGGUGAAAGCUGGAUGUUAGGACAACGAGGAGAAUAUGAUGGCCAAUAUGGGAAGGUUUUGCAUUCAACAGCUGAACAACAUUUGCCUUUUCACCGACCCAAACACUUUCCUGCACGUGUUCCGAAUUGGGCUGUUGAACGACAGAAUCAAAUGGGGAGAGGGGCACGCUCGUUGGACCGCUCGUUGUUUUUGCCUUCCUGGGCAAAGAUUCCUCAACCACAGCCUCCAUUUUGGGUAAAAAGGGAUGGAAGUAAAGUAGCUGGGAAUUGGCAAGUACCUAAACAACAGCAACAGAGUGAACUACAAGUAGAACGACAACAAGAACAACAAUUUGUUCAACAACAAAAAAGUCCUUCUCAACAACAAAAACAACAACAACAAUACGUUGCUAAUCAACAAAUAAUUAAUUCUCCCCAACAAAAAGAAGAAGAAAAUCGUCUCCCUCAGCCUUCUCCUACCCAACAACAACAACAACCUUCACCUCAACAAAAACAAAAAACUCAACAAAUCCAAAAAUUGCCCUCCCCAACAGAUCAAAAGCAACCACAAAAAGAGGAAACUGACAAAAAUUUACAAAAAUCAAAACAACAAAUAUUUACACAAUCACAACAAAGUCGCCCUAAUUAUCAACAACAAACAAAUGUUACUACAACUACAUACACUCAAAAUCAACAAAUACAGCCGCCUGUCAAUACCCAGCAUACCCAACCAGAACAGAAACCCCUCCAUCAGGGUUUUACUUCUGCUCCAACUGCUCAAAAUCAACAACAAUUCACCCAAUUAAUCAUAACACCCUCAAAGACACACCAAACAACAUUUAAACCAGCCAAGCAACCUUUAACUUCUAGUCAGGAACAACAACAGCAAUUAAAACAGCAGCAACAAUAUUCCGAUUUUUACGAGGGGGGAGGGCAAACACAAAAAUCAGGUCCACAGCAAGAACAGUUUAAACAAUUUACCAGUCCUGGAGGGCAAUUUUAUGGGCAACAGAAGGCUGGGAAUGAAUGGAAGGCUCCGCAACAACAAUAUAUAGUUAAUCAAACAAAUCAACCGAGCGGUCAAUAUUAUGGACGGAUGCCUCAACAACAGCAACAACAAUACCAGUAUAGAAUGCAGCAACAACACCCACAACUUCACAAAGGUGGAGGAUAUACAAAAACCCCUCAGAAUUACCCUCAAGGGGGGAUAGUGGAAGAAGAAGAAAAAAGUGGGCUCGAAAAUUUGGCAAAAAUGAAAUUGGGAAAAUUCCCAAUGAGAGAAUCUUUGGAAGCUCAACAAAGUUUGGAGAGUAAUAAUGAGCCAGUUGAUUCUUCAAAUAUUAAAAGACAACAAUUUGUAAGAUCUGGACAGCCUGGGCAAGUGAUAAGGGAGGAAUGGCGAUUUAGUUCUGGACAGCCACAAAAGGGGUAA